Linum tenue is the source of this 1751-nucleotide messenger RNA. Lineage: Eukaryota; Viridiplantae; Streptophyta; Magnoliopsida; Malpighiales; Linaceae. The record is from the annotation of a GenBank genome assembly.
UUUUCUCUUUAUUUUCCUUUUUUAUUUCCCUUUUUCCUUUCUUCCGCUGCACGGAUAUUGUUUUGUGCCUUAUCUUAUUAUUCUACAAACAAACUUCACAUUCAUCUACCUGUCUCAAGACGCCGGUAGUGAAAAUUUCAAAUCCCCCGUUGACCGAUUUCGGGUUUCUAUCUCCUGCUACAGCUCCCAAGCAGCGGGAAAACCUCUGCUCUUUCCACUGCUUCAAUUGGAAUUGAAGAAGCUGUUUAGGGAUUUCUGGGAUUUGUUUCACCGUCUGCCUUCCCAAUGCCCGCCAUUGGCUGUGGUGGAGGAUUAGGAGGAGCAGUGAGCUCUAUCAGUCCUUCCUUCUCGGCUCUCUCAUCGGCCUUCCCUCCGACGAGAAUCUCUGCUUCACCUAAGCCUCCUUACGUCGUCCGCUGUGCGCUUCAAGGAAUGUUGGAAUCUUCUGCUGGAACUGUAGCAGAACCACAAGCUGUCUCGACUACUAAACCCCUUCUUCUAAAUGCGGUUAGAGGACAGGAUGUAGAGAGACCCCCAGUUUGGCUCAUGCGGCAAGCUGGGCGGUAUAUGAAGGCAGGUCUAUGCAGCAGCUUCAUUUCUAGUUACCAGAUGAUAUGUGAGAAGCAUCCUUCUAUCCGUGAAAGAUCAGAAAAUGUUGAUCUUGUAAUGGAAAUCUCACUGCACCCAUGGAAGGUUUUUAAACCUGAUGGGGUUAUUUUAUUUUCUGAUAUCUUGACUCCACUUUCUGGGAUGAACAUACCUUUUGAUAUUGUAAAAGGGAAGGGUCAUGUUAUCUUCAAUCCCUUGCGGACAUCUGCUGAUGUUGAUCUCGUGAGAGAGUUUGUUCCUGAUGAGUCAGUUCCAUAUGUUGGGGAAGCAUUGACAAUCUUGCGGAAAGAGGUAGAUAACCAAGCCGCAGUGCUGGGUUUUGUUGGUGCUCCUUUUACCCUUGCAUCUUACAUUGUUGAAGGCAGUUCAUCAAAACACUUCAGCAAAAUAAAACGCUUGGCCUUCUCCCAACCCAAGGUUCUCCAUGCAUUGCUUCAGAAAUUUGCUACUUCCAUGGCAAAGUACAUUCAAUAUCAAGCUGACAAGGGAGCUCAAGCUGUUCAGAUCUUCGACUCAUGGGCCACGGAACUUAGUCCAGUUGAUUUCGAGGAGUUUAGUCUCCCAUACUUGAAGCAGAUAGUUGACACUGUAAAACAAACCCACCCAUCCCUUCCUCUAAUCCUUUAUGCAAGUGGAUCUGGAGGCUUGCUCGAGAGGCUGGCUUUGACCGGAGUGGAUGUGGUCAGCUUGGAUUGAACAAUGGACAUGGCAGAAGGCAGGCGACGAUUGGGACAAGAUGUAGCAGUCCAAGGAAAUGUCGAUCCAGGUGUUCUUUUUGGCUCGAAAGAGUUCAUCACCAACCGGAUCAACGAUGUAGUGAGGAAGGCUGGUAAAGAGAAACAUAUACUGAACCUGGGUCAUGGGAUUGUAGUAGGGACACCAGAGGAGAACGUUGCUCAUUUCUUUGAGGUAGCCAAAGGACUCAGAUACUAGUAGGUGGAAGAUCUGGCACUUUUUAAUUUUUCAUAUUAGAACAUCGUCUCAAGUCUUAACUCGUUCCUCAAGGUAUGAUCAUCUUACUUCCAUACAGAUUGGGCGAGAGUAGUGUGCCUAGUUUCGGUUCUUUAAAUUUUCAGUCCAUUUCAUUAAAGUUUAUUUGGCGAGCUGUGCAUCUAAUCCUAACCAUUUAUCUUACUUCUAGA